AUGUUAUUAGGUUGGAUUGAUGAAUUAGCACUCAUCCGCUCGGAUCCCACUAAAAACAUUCUCAAAUCCUUCCCACUCGACGUGAAACGUGUAGUCAUCUCCUCCAUCACUGAUUAUUUCAAUCAACAGAAUGCAACAGCUAAAAACUACCUCACCACGACCUCUCACGUCGAAUGGGUCAUGGAAGUCUUAGGUCAUGCCUUCCAAUUACCCAUUGCAGAUCAUCAAACCAUUGAUCGGGCCAUCAAUGUCUAUAACAAGUGGCUCUUUGAAGAGGCUCAACGUCCCGCUCCUCUCCAAGAAAAUUUACAGUACUUUGUUCAGCAAAUUUUCAAUCACUUCUCAUUGUUGUUUGAGGAACGUGGUUUGGAUGGUACAUUGGGAACUGGAGGUUCGGGAUCUCAGGAAGAGAAGAAACAUCAUAUUCAUCUAUGUAAUCGAGUGUUGGACAUUUUCCUUCAGAUGGGAGUGAAGGGGGAUAUGUUGGAGGAGGAAACUUGGAAUCAUAUUUUGAAGAUUAUAUUGGGAAUUACGGACUCGACUUUGAGAGGAAAGAGAGGUCUUCCAGAGUUGUCGUAUGGAUUGUUGAAAGUCUUGUUUGAAUUGUGGUUGUGUUCCUUGUCCGAUGAUAAGACCAUGUGGCGUCAUUUGCAAGAACAUGGAAUUUUGUGGUCCAAGAAUAAUGCAACCAUCAAUCAGUGGAAUAGUGUUUGUAUUGGUU
Messenger RNA from Naegleria lovaniensis, 721 nucleotides. RefSeq lists its product as uncharacterized. Gene Ontology annotation, molecular function: GTPase activator activity. The annotation marks the transcript as partial. The record is from RefSeq and is a predicted model, not a curated record. Lineage: Eukaryota; Heterolobosea; Eutetramitea; Acrasida; Naegleriidae. The transcript has a single exon. Gene Ontology annotation, biological process: activation of GTPase activity.